AUGGCUACGGUGCCGUGCUGGAGCCGGCUGCGCUCCGUUCCCCGGCUGCUGUCCCGCAGGAAGCGAGUCCCGGCCGGCCCGGGGGACUCCAGCCUGCGCCGCUGCCUCUCGCCCCUGGACCUGGCUGCCCUGGGGGUGGGCAGCACGCUGGGGGCUGGGGUCUACGUCCUGGCAGGGGAGGUGGCCAAAACCAGCUCUGGCCCGAGCAUCGUGCUCUCUUUCCUGAUUGCAGCCGUGGUGUCUGCCCUGGCAGGGCUGUGCUACGCCGAGCUGGGGGCGCGUGUGCCCCUGGCUGGCUCUGCCUACCUGUACAGCUACGUGACAGUGGGAGAGCUCUGCGCCUUCCUGGCUGGAUGGAACCUGCUGCUGUCCUAUGUCAUCGGUACUGCCAGCGUUGCCCGGGCCUGGAGUGCUACCUUUGACCAGCUCCUGGGCAAGAGGAUGGGGAGGUUUUUGGGUGCUCACGCAGCCAUGAGCUCUGUGGGGCUGGCAGAGCACCCAGAUGCCUUUGCUGCUGGCCUGGUGGUCCUGCUGGCAGCGCUUCUUUCCUUUGGAGUGAAGGAGUCCACCAUGGUCAACAAAGCCUUCACAGCUCUCAACGUGCUCGUCCUGCUCUUUGUCACAGUGAGUGGCUUCAUCAAAGGCCACAUGAGCAACUGGAGGCUCAGGGAGGAUGACCUGCCACAGGCAGCUGCCCACGAGGCUGGGAACCAGUCCAUGGCUGACAACAGGACCAGUGCCUUUGGGGUGGGAGGCUUCAUGCCCUAUGGCUUCACUGGCACCUUGGCUGGAGCCUCUGCCUGUUUCUAUGCCUUUGUUGGAUUUGACUGCAUUGCUACCACAGGGGAAGAAGUGAGGGACCCGCAGAGAUCCAUCCCCAUGGGCAUCAUUCUCUCCCUCCUCAUCUGCUUCCUGGCCUACUUUGGGGUGUCUGCUGCCCUCACCCUGAUGAUGCCCUACUACCUCCUGGACACCACGAGCCCUCUGCCAGUGGCCUUUGAGUACAUUGGCUGGAGCAGUGCCAAGUAUGCUGUGGCUGUGGGGUCACUGUGUGCCCUGACCACCAGCCUCCUGGGCUCCAUGUUCCCCAUGCCAAGGAUCCUGUAUGCGAUGGCUCGGGAUGGGCUCCUCUUCCAGCCUCUGGCCAAAGUCAGUCGCCAUCAGUGCCCGGUGGUGGCAACUCUGGUGUCGGGGGCAGUGGCAGCUCUCCUGGCCCUUCUCUUCGACCUGAAAGCCCUGGUUGACACCAUGUCCAUUGGCACACUGCUGGCCUACUCCAUGGUGGCUGCCUGUGUGCUGCUGCUCAGGUACCGGCCUGAGCCUGGCCCUCGGGACACUCCUGUGGGGAAGGUCCCAGCUGUGCAGCCAUGGUGGAACCACCUGGUGCAGCCACCUCCCCAUCCCACCCCUCGCUCCUCUGCCCUGGUGGUCUGGGCUCUGACAGCUGCAGCUGCCCUGGCCUGUGCCCUGGGCUGGGUGAGCACUGCUGGGCUGCCCUGCCUGCGGGCUGGGGGUGCCUGGUGCAUCUCAGCUCUGGCCCUGCCUCUCCUGGGGAUCCUGGCAGCAGCUCUUCUCAUCUGGAGGCAGCCUCAGAGCCAGGACAAGGCGUCCUUCAUGGUUCCCUGCCUGCCCUUCCUGCCUCUCGUCAGCAUCUCCACCAACGCGGUGCUGCUGGCCCGGCUCAGCGCGGCCCCCUGGCUGCGGUACCUGCUCUGGAUGGCUGCGGGUUUCCUCAUUUACUUUGGCUAUGGGAUCUGGCACAGCACUGAGAGCCCCUGGCCUGAAGGGACAGGUCCCCAGGAGCUGCCCCAAAGCAGAGCCAGGGAGGUGGCCCUGGAGCCCCGUGACACUGCCCUGUGCCCAUCUGCUCCGGGGCAAUGA
Zonotrichia leucophrys gambelii is the source of this 1881-nucleotide messenger RNA. RefSeq names its product cationic amino acid transporter 2-like. Gene Ontology annotation, biological process: L-arginine import across plasma membrane; L-ornithine transmembrane transport. Bases 1 to 1881 code for a protein of 626 amino acids. The record is from RefSeq and is a predicted model, not a curated record. Gene Ontology annotation, cellular component: plasma membrane. Gene Ontology annotation, molecular function: L-ornithine transmembrane transporter activity; L-lysine transmembrane transporter activity; L-arginine transmembrane transporter activity. The transcript is spliced from 12 exons. NCBI's taxonomy places the organism in Eukaryota, Metazoa, Chordata, Aves, Passeriformes, Passerellidae.